AUGCUACUCUCGAUAGUUUCGUUGUAUUCAGUAAAAAUACCUCGAGGUGAAAAUAAUAGUCUAAACUUUUCAUUUUCAAAUCAAUCAUGUUCAUCAUCUUCACUAUCUUCACCAUCAUCAUCUUCUUCUUCAAUCACAACGAACACUUUAACCUGUUCGUCUCCAUAUGACUACAGUUCAACUGAUGUGUGCACAGUUUAUGCUACGAAUUCAUCUUUAAAUACUGAAAGUUUACCUCCAAAACCAAAAUCUUCAUCAAAAAUGUAUCCUGCUGAUGUGAGUCAGACAACCCAAGACUCACCCGCACAACCUCAUUUAGCAGCUUAUCCAACAGGGAAGGAAAAUAGAUCAUUUCAAGAGAAAUGGUACGUCAAUCGUCCUUGGCUGGAGUAUUCAGUAGAAUUAGAUUCAGUAUUUUGUUAUUAUUGUCAUCAUGUUUCUCAAUGCAGCACACCAACACGAAUUCAACGAGAUUCCUUCACAGUAGGUGGUUUUAAUAACUGGAAGCGUGCUUUGGCACCUGAUAGAGGCUUUGAUAGGCACGUUAAAAGUCAAACACAUAUAAUAUCAUCAGCAAACUUUUUUGAGUAUCAAUCACGUCAAAAAUCGAAUACAACUGUAAUUCAUGUUCUUGAAAAAUCAAGAGCUGAUCAAAUACGUAAUAAUCGUAAUAAAUUAAUCAAUAUUAGUUCAGCAAUUUUACUAUGUGCUAAACAAUUAUUAGCCUUGCAUGGGCAUGAUGAAAGUAUUGAUUCACAUAAUCAUGGUAAUUUGAUGGAAAUAUUAAAGUGGUCUGCUCAAACUGAUCCAUUAGCUAAAGCUGUUUUGAAAGAAAGUGCAGGCAACGCCACGUACUUGUCACAUCAAAUACAAGAUGAAUUAUUACACAUUAUGGAGAAUCAAAUACGUGAUAGUAUUGCUGAAAAACUACAUGGAAAUGUGUACGGGCUAUUAGCUGAUGAAGCAACAGAUGUUAGUCACAAUAAGCAAUUAUCUAUUUGUCUUCGUUUAGUUGAUGAUCAAUAUGAAAUAAAAGAAUUCUUUCUGGGAUUUAUUCGUCUUUAUCUAUUUGAUGCCGAUACAUUAGCAAAAGAAAUAACAGUUCUUCAAGCAUUACAAGAUUUAAUAGAUGAUGGAGGUGGUCGUGCAGUUGAUGCUAGGGUAUGCACUGAUCUCGAUAGUGCACAAAAUCUCAUCACAACAAUUUCUGAACAAUUAAAACUUAUGAGAGAUGAAAAUUCAUUCAAAGAUUUGUUUCAUCGAGCAAUAACAUUUGGAAAUGAAAAUGAUGUUAAUAUGAAUGGAUCUAUUCGAAUGAGACGUAAAAAAACAAUUCCUACACGUUUUAAAAACGGUAUUGUUACAUUAUCGGUUGGGCAUCGAGAUUAUAAUACCAGUGAAGAAAAUUUUCGAGUAACUAUGUACUUUCCAACAAUUGAUUCUAUAUUGAUUGAAUUGAAUGAACGAUUCUCUUGUCAUAAUUUACAAAUAGCAAAUAGCAUUUCAUCGUUGUCACCCAUGAAUGAAAAAUUUUUAGAUACUGAAAUGUUACAACCAUUAAAAGAUCAUUUACGAUUGGAAAAAAAAUAUGAUAAUAAAUGA
Messenger RNA from Rotaria sp. Silwood1, 1602 nucleotides. The record is from the annotation of a GenBank genome assembly. Lineage: Eukaryota; Metazoa; Rotifera; Eurotatoria; Philodinida; Philodinidae.